Molecule: messenger RNA, 4008 nt
Organism: Sporisorium graminicola
Lineage: Eukaryota; Fungi; Basidiomycota; Ustilaginomycetes; Ustilaginales; Ustilaginaceae
Exons: 1
Coding region: 1-4008 (1335 amino acids)
Cellular component (GO): recycling endosome
Molecular function (GO): guanyl-nucleotide exchange factor activity
Source: RefSeq, a predicted model, not a curated record
AUGGCUGCAUCUCACACCUCGCCGUCGUCCCCCAAUACAGGCGACGGUGACCUGGGCUUGUUUGCCAUGGAGUCCCGCUCGUCGUCCACUUCGUUCGACGUCGCUCGCGAAGCCCGUGCACUGGCCCUCAACACCGAAUUGACCAGUAUUCCCACACAUCCGAGCUCCCCAGCCGCCGAUUCAGUCUACAACGAAGCAACUUUGCCGCCUUUCCAGGCUUCGGCGGGACCCUUUAACAACGGCGCACCCGGCAUUUCCACAUCCGGGAGCGUGGGAAUGCGCUUGAACAGCAGUGUAUCAACGUCAGUUUCACCGUCCAGUCUGACCUCAUCUCCUUCCAUUUCAUCUCGGCUUGGCGCCAUGUCGCUUCAAGACGAACUGUCACUACUAGCCACUACAUCCGAGACUGCCGCUGGCUCGUCCACCACUUCACCGACUUCACCGGCUUCAGCUUCGUCGAGCUCGACUCGCGACGUCUCUCACAACCCAUCUCACAGCAAUUCCUCGAGCUCCGCCUACACGUCCGCUACCGAGAGCCCGGCUUCUGACCGCGUCCCGCCCAAUCUACCUUCUCCCUCUUCGGUCCCGUUCGAGACGACGCCUGCACCGUCAGUGCCGACACAAUCGCCCGGGCUUCCAUCCUCUUCCGUCUCGCAACGAAGCAUCGCUUCCACAAGCACCAUCACGCAUGCACGAAUCCCAACGCUGCGCUCCCUCUCUGGCGUUUCAGCUGACAAGCAGGCGAUGAGCGUAGAGCAGGAGCUCGACGCCAGCACCGCCGAUUGGGAUUCUGCUUCGGUAGCAGGUACCGAUUCGGAUCACCAUCUGAAGAACAACAGUGCAGCGCUCUCAAGGCGCUCCUCUCGUCGCAGUCGUAGAUCAGGCGUACCGGCAUUGUCAGACCGCCUGCCCGUAGGAGCGGGUGGACCGCAAGCACCCCCGCGCAAUACUUCGUUUCGCGACGCCUCCAAACGCCUCUCUACUGGCCAAGCGCACGGCGAUCUGGGCGUCGAUGCUUAUUCUCACUCUGGCGUAGGGCCCUCCUCUCCUUCGAUGACGAGUUUCCUUGAUCUAGAUUCGCCCAGAACGUCCGAGUCGAGCACCACCGGUAGAUGUCCCGUUCCUAGCAGACGAACCUCUCUGCGUGCUUCAUCUCCCAAGACAGCCACGUUUCCCCUCGACGCUCUCGGCUCUGCGACCGGAACCUCGAAAAGUAGUAGCACGGCUGCUGCCUCGGCUGCCCAUCCGUAUGCUGGCAUGGGCUCAUCAAGACCUAAAUCGCGGCCCACCUCAACCGGUGACAAAGCAGCACUGUCGAGCGCAGCGUCAUCGGCCAAAGCACAGUCGGCGUCAAAGACAGCUUCGGCAACCACGCCAAUCAGCACACUCAGUUUCGAUCGCGAAGCCAUGCAGCGCUGGGUGCUUUCGGUCGGGUGUGUCAACUUUGACCUCGAGCUGGGUCCGGAUCUCGAGUUUCUCUAUCCUCCUCUGGGCAUCAGCCGUGAAGAGCGAGACAACAUCGCCUUCUCGUCGUUCCCUGACACGUCGAUCUUUGACGACGGCUCGCUCGUCUUUUCGUGGCGAGUGCGUGAGGUGCCGUUGGAUUCGUCGACAUCCGAACCGCCCACCAUCAAGAGCCUCAACGAUGCGCUUCAGCAACCGUCUUCGCUGGCUGAUGAAGAGACACCGAGGCCAUCGAUGAACAAGGCAGCUCUGCAGAAUGCCAUGGCGAUUGCUCAGAAGAAAAAGGCGUCGGGGGCAGCGCAGGAUGCGUCUUUGCCGACGAGCCCUAUCUCGCCUUCUACGUCUGGAUACAGAGACUCGUCCGCUUCGUCGGCGGCCAGCUCGCAGUCGCUUUCCAGACAAGCCUCGGACGCGAACCUUCGUAACGCAGGGAUGGCGACACUGCCUGCUACGCCUUCUUUCCAUGAAAGGCUCACCCAAAAGCUCUUUUCUUCUUCGGGCCCGUCUUCGAUGGCAAGACACUUUUCACACGACAGACGCAGCAGCUCGCAUUCGACCAGUUCUGCUUCCGCUUCUGUUGACGACGAGGCCGAUGCUGCCACUGGCUCUACUAUUGCGACUGCUUCAUCUGGGUCCAACGCGUCGCCGAGCGCCAGCUAUAUCACCACGAGCAACAGCUCAUCUACAACGUCCAGCGACAUCAACAGCACGAAGCGUGCAGCAGCAGCAGCAGCAGGCAACAGCACGAGCAGCAGCUACAUCUACGGAUACGUGUUCUUCCGUCAAAAGCGCGACCCGACCAACCGACGUGGUUAUUUUCAAAAGUCAGUCGUCAUCUUGUCGCACUUACCGUUGGUGGGACUGUUCAGCGAAGUCGUCGCGCGUCUAGGUCCCCUGUACUUCGAGCACGGCAUGUCGAUGUUCGAAGCGUUUGCCAACGACAUUAUGUCCUGGCCGCCGCCGCAGCCAGGGACGAUUUUGACCCUGCCGCUGCUAGGCAGCAUUCUUACCGCAGCGAUACCAUUUGGACAGCAGCCGCAGAACUCACCGAAUGCGGUCGAGUCAACGCCGAUGCUGACAAGCUUGUCCGGGUCGAGCACGCAUUCGUCGGGGGGUGGCGGGUUUAGAACUGCAACGAUGACGAUCCGGUCGCGGUCGCGGCAGGCCAGUUCGAAUGGUGGCGCCGGGAACAGCCGAGAGCUGCCCGAACCGCUGAUUGGGCCGGAAGGGCCGCUUCUCGCUUCCAUCCCGGCGACGUCGCUGUUCGAGACAUUCAAAGAAGCACUCGCCGAUCUGUGGCUGUUGUGGGAGUGUGUGCUGCUCGCCGAGCCGAUCCUGGUCAUUGCGCCGGAGCCCAAAAUUGCGAGCGAAGCAGUGUGGCACAUGCUGGACCUCAUCCGGCCCAUCCCCUAUGCAGGCGAUUUCAGACCUUACUUCCACAUCCACGAUUAUGACUUUCGCACGCUGGUGACCAAGAACAAGCCGCAGGCGGGCACGCUCAUUGCGUCAACCAACCCGUUCUUCGCCACGGCGUGCGGGCAUUGGCCGCACGUGUUGCGGGUGGGCAAAGCUGCGGUAAAGCUGAUCACGAUCAAGCAUGGUACGGGGGGAGGCAGCGGGGGUGGAGGUGGAGGGGGCGCGGGCAAGAAGGGCGGUGUUGUGAUGCAAGGGGGUGGGAUAGGAGGCGGGCAUGGAGCGGGUGGUGGAGGGCCGGAUCAUAUUCCUGGGUUCACGACGAAGCGCAAGAGGCGGAUCAGCAAGGAUCGGCAGCUGCUGAAGCGGUUGCAGGACCUCGCUGCGUCCGCUGCCAAAUCGGGCGGUGGCGACGAAGCCAUCCAGGCAGCGAUCAGCAGCGCCAAUGUGACGAUGAGGCGCUAUUUUGCCGAUCUCACCGAGCGUUUCCUCGCGCCCCUCAACCGGUACGUAGCCUCGCUGGUGCCGGCGUCGUUCGACCUCGGUUCGCCGUCGGAAGUGCCCAAGAUCCGGCCCUUCAACACGACCGAUUUCCUCGCGUCGCUCAAGGCGCACGGCACACCUCUAGCGAUUCGCUCGCGCUCGCUGCCCACGGGUGCGAGUGUGCGCCAGUCGCUGUACCUCGACUUCCUGCGCUGCCCCAACUUCUCGCUCUGGCUGCACUCGCGCGUCGCCGCCGCCGAGGAGGAGCAGCGCCGCCGCUACAUUGCCAGUUUGCUCCAGGGCGACGUCACCGCCUUCGGCCACACCAGAGGCGAGAUCGAGACCAUCGAUCUCUACUCGCGACUGGUCGAGGAGAUCCGGCUGGUGGAUGUGCAGCUCACCAGCCCGACCGAGCCCGGGCCGGGCAGCCGGUGGAGGACCGACAAGCCCACCGCUGGGUCGAAGGCUGCCGACAGCAGCAGCGGCAGUGUCAGUGGGAGUGGGAGGAAUACUCCCACGUUUAGCAGUGCCGGCAGCACGACCGAGAAGCGGCUGCGCGAUCAGAAGCACAAGCUCAUGCUGCAGCUCGAGAAGCUCUGCCAGACGCUCCCGGACGAUCUGCGCUCGAGCUUGAGGCGGCCCGCGUAG